AUGUCACAACACCGCUCGAAAAAAGCGGCGGACGCCAAGGAGAAAUCAGAUUUCUUUACAGCCCGCACACCUCAACACAAACCUGCGAGUCAGCAGGCCCAAGAUGGCGCCGAGUCCGACACGGAUAGUGAGUGCAUAGCGGGUAUGGCGAUAAGCAAGCAGACUCUGCAGCAAAUGCUGGUCGAACUUGCAAGCAAAAUGCAAACCACAGUCCACACGGCAGUGGCUGAUCUAAGAAAAGAUAUUGCUGACCUAGGCAACCGGAGCAACCAAGUGGAGGAAUUCACAGCAGCCCAUGAUUCCAUGGCAGAUAAAGUGGAGGAACUAGAAUCCAGGUUAGAACACUAUGAAAACAAACGAAUGGACCUGGAAGAUCGCUCCCGCCGCAACGAUCUCAGGCUCAGGGGCAUACCGGAGGAGGUGCGACCACAGGAGCUGAGAGCAUAUGCAACAGAGUUUUUCUGCUCCAUACUGCCUGAUAUACCAACAGACAUGCUGAUCCUAGAUAGGAUACACAGAGUCGCUAGACCCAUGCACCUACCCCCCUCCACCCAAUGA
This is a messenger RNA of Pelobates cultripes (western spadefoot toad), 558 nucleotides long. The record is from the annotation of a GenBank genome assembly. Lineage: Eukaryota; Metazoa; Chordata; Amphibia; Anura; Pelobatidae.